Molecule: messenger RNA, 779 nt
Organism: Gastrolobium bilobum
Lineage: Eukaryota; Viridiplantae; Streptophyta; Magnoliopsida; Fabales; Fabaceae
Exons: 7
Coding region: 122-511 (129 amino acids)
Cellular component (GO): nucleus; cytosol
Molecular function (GO): DNA binding
Source: RefSeq, a predicted model, not a curated record
AUGGAAAUACACAAUCUUUUUGUAUUCGUAACAAACAAGCGCUUGUUGUAAACGCGACCUGCUGGUGCAUCAGGAUCAGAAAAACCCCUUCCUUUCUCGUUUCCACUCUCAGCUAACCAAAAUGGCUGAUCCUGAGUUGGAAGCAAUCAGACAGAGAAGGAUGCAGGAGCUUAUGGCUCAGCAUGGCAUGGGAAAUCAACAGAACUCUGAACAACAGCAGAAUGCUCAGGAGGAUGCAAAGAGGGAGGCAGAUGAACGAAGACAAAUGCUGCUUAGUCAGAUAUUGUCUCCUGAAGCACGCGAAAGGAUUGCUCGAAUUGCUUUGGUGAAACCUGAGAAAGCAAGAGGUGUUGAAGAUGUUAUAUUGAGAGCUGCUCAAAUGGGUCAGAUAACUGAAAAGGUUUCUGAAGAAAGACUCAUAUCACUGCUGGAGCAGAUAAACAACCAAACAACAAGGCAGACAAAAGUUACUAUACACAGGCGUCGAAGUGUUCUCGAGGAUGAUGAUUAGCCUUCACUCUCUCUUUAAACAGUGAUGAAUAUUGCUUUCAUGCUUUAUUAUGUAAUUUACGGGCUAUGUAUUGUAUCAGUGGGUUAUGAAAUAUAUCUGUUUCAUUUUGAACUAUACACUUUGGCAUUAACUCAUUUGUAAAACAAUUUAUAGCAUGUGGAAGGCAUCUCACAGAUUACAAGUUUACAAUGUACCCUGAAGUAGUUUUUUCCCAGAACCCUUUGAAUAGAUCACAAGACACCUUUACUGCUGCAUUCCAUUUUCUCGU